This is a messenger RNA of Orcinus orca (killer whale), 3414 nucleotides long. It is a transcript of the gene SRGAP1, whose product is annotated as SLIT-ROBO Rho GTPase activating protein 1. The record is from RefSeq and is a predicted model, not a curated record. Gene Ontology annotation, cellular component: cytoplasm. Lineage: Eukaryota; Metazoa; Chordata; Mammalia; Artiodactyla; Delphinidae. Gene Ontology annotation, biological process: signal transduction; negative regulation of cell migration. The transcript is spliced from 22 exons. Gene Ontology annotation, molecular function: protein binding; GTPase activator activity. The coding region runs from base 138 to 3395 and encodes 1085 amino acids.
CCUCCCCCUUUCCCUCCUGUCGGUGCUGCCUCUGGGUUCCCGGCGUGUGGGAGUACAACUCUGCCUCUCCGAGGAGACUGGUCGGUGACCCUCGAACAGAACUUGCCCGCUGAAAGCAAACCCAGAACAGCUGGAUAAUGUCCACUCCGAGCAGAUUCAAAAAGGACAAAGAGAUCAUAGCCGAGUAUGAAAGUCAAGUCAAAGAAAUUCGAGCUCAACUGGUAGAACAACAGAAAUGCCUGGAGCAGCAAACAGAGAUGCGAGUUCAGCUUCUGCAGGACCUGCAAGAUUUCUUCCGGAAAAAAGCCGAAAUUGAGACGGAAUAUUCUCGGAACCUAGAAAAGUUAGCAGAAAGGUUCAUGGCAAAAACAAGAAGCACUAAGGAUCAUCAACAGUACAAGAAAGACCAGAACUUGUUGUCUCCAGUGAACUGCUGGUAUUUGCUCCUGAACCAAGUGAGACGAGAAAGCAAAGACCACGCAACCUUGAGUGACAUCUAUCUGAACAAUGUGAUUAUGCGUUUCAUGCAGAUAAGUGAGGAUUCCACCAGGAUGUUUAAAAAGAGCAAAGAGAUCGCAUUCCAACUUCAUGAGGACUUAAUGAAGGUUCUUAACGAGCUCUAUACGGUGAUGAAAACAUACCAUAUGUAUCAUGCAGAGAGCAUCAGCGCAGAGAGCAAGCUGAAAGAGGCUGAGAAACAAGAAGAGAAGCAAAUUGGCAGAUCCAGUGACCCAGUCUUUCAUAUCAGACUGGAAGAGAGACAUCAGCGGCGAAGCUCUGUGAAGAAAAUUGAAAAAAUGAAGGAAAAAAGACAAGCAAAGUAUUCGGAAAACAAGCUAAAGUCGAUUAAGGCACGGAAUGAAUAUCUCCUAACCCUUGAAGCAACCAAUGCCUCAGUUUUCAAGUAUUAUAUUCAUGAUCUUUCAGAUUUAAUUGAUUGCUGUGAUCUUGGCUACCAUGCAAGUCUAAACAGAGCCCUGAGAACAUAUCUCUCUGCGGAGUAUAACCUUGAAACCUCCAGACACGAAGGCUUAGACAUUAUUGAGAAUGCAGUUGACAACUUGGAGCCCAGGAGUGACAAGCAGAGAUUCAUGGAGAUGUACCCUGCUGCGUUCUGUCCACCAAUGAAGUUUGAGUUUCAGUCUCACAUGGGUGAUGAGGUGUGUCAGGUCAGCGCGCAGCAGCCGGUCCAGGCAGAGCUUAUGCUCAGGUACCAGCAGCUGCAGUCCCGACUGGCCACGCUCAAGAUUGAGAACGAGGAGGUUAAGAAAACGACUGAGGCCACCUUGCAGACGAUACAAGAUAUGGUCACCAUCGAGGACUACGAUGUUUCUGAAUGCUUCCAGCACAGUCGUUCCACAGAGUCUGUGAAGUCUACUGUCUCUGAAACCUACCUGAGUAAGCCCAGUAUUGCCAAGAGAAGAGCCAACCAGCAGGAGACUGAGCAGUUCUACUUCAUGAAACUCAGAGAAUAUUUGGAGGGUAGUAAUCUCAUCACAAAACUUCAAGCCAAGCAUGACUUGUUGCAGAGGACCCUUGGAGAAGGUCAUAGAGCUGAAUAUAUGACUACAAGGCCUCCAAAUGUUCCCCCUAAGCCCCAGAAACACAGGAAGUCCAGACCCCGCUCACAGUAUAAUGCUAAGUUGUUUAAUGGGGAUUUGGAAACAUUCAUCAAGGACUCAGGACAGAUCAUCCCCCUCAUUGUGGAAAGCUGUAUUCGGUUCAUCAAUCUCUAUGGUCUUCAGCAUCAGGGGAUUUUCAGAGUGUCUGGUUCCCAGGUGGAAGUCAAUGAUAUUAAAAAUUCAUUUGAGAGAGGUGAAAACCCUUUGGCUGACGAGCAGAGUAACCAUGAUAUUAACUCAGUUGCUGGCGUUCUAAAGCUCUACUUCCGUGGGCUGGAAAACCCCCUCUUUCCUAAGGAAAGAUUUAAUGAUCUGAUUUCUUGUGUCAGAAUAGAUAAUCUCUAUGAGAGGGCGCUUCACAUCCGCAAACUCCUCCUGACCUUGCCCAGGUCGGUCCUUAUAGUGAUGAGGUACCUCUUUGCCUUCCUCAAUCAUCUUUCACAGUACAGUGAUGAGAACAUGAUGGACCCUUAUAACCUGGCCAUUUGCUUUGGACCCACGUUGAUGCCUGUCCCAGAAAUACAGGAUCAAGUGUCCUGCCAGGCUCAUGUGAAUGAGAUUGUCAAAACCAUCAUCAUCCACCAUGAGACUAUUUUCCCAGAUGCUAAAGAGCUGGAUGGCCCUGUUUAUGAGAAAUGUAUGGCUGGAGAUGACUAUUGCGACAGCCCAUACAGUGAGCACGGUACAUUGGAGGAAGUGGAUCAGGACGCUGGUACAGAGCCCCACACCAGUGAAGACGAAAAUGAGCCAAUAGAAGCAAUAGCCAAGUUUGACUAUGUUGGGCGGUCUGCCAGAGAGCUGUCCUUCAAGAAGGGUGCUUCCCUGCUGCUGUAUCACCGCGCAUCCGAGGACUGGUGGGAAGGAAGACACAACGGGAUCGACGGGCUUGUGCCCCACCAGUACAUAGUGGUGCAGGACAUGGAUGAUACGUUUUCGGACACUCUAAGCCAAAAAGCCGACAGUGAGGCCAGCAGUGGGCCCGUGACUGAAGACAAGUCUUCAUCCAAGGACAUGAACUCCCCAACAGACCGUCAUCCUGAUGGCUAUUUAGCCAGGCAAAGAAAAAGAGGAGAGCCACCCCCUCCAGUGAGGCGUCCUGGCAGGACCAGUGAUGGCCAUUGCCCUCUCCAUCCCCCACAUGGUCUUUCCAACUCCUCAAUUGACCUGGGGUCCCCAAGCCUGGGCAGUCACCCCCGGGGCCUGCUACAGAACCGUGGCCUCAAUAAUGACAGUCCCGAGAGGAGGCGUCGGCCGGGUCACGGCAGCUUGACCAACAUCAGCCGCCACGACUCCCUCAAGAAGAUUGACAGCCCUCCUAUUAGAAGGUCCACAUCAUCAGGGCAAUACACAGGCUUCAACGACCACAAGCCACUGGACCCAGAGACAAUCGCUCAGGAUAUUGAAGAGACAAUGAACACUGCUUUGAAUGAACUCCGAGAACUGGAGAGACAGAGUACAGCAAAGCACGCCCCCGAUGUGGUGCUGGAUACCUUAGAACAAGUGAAAAACUCUCCCACCCCUGCCACGUCCACGGAAUCUCUCAGCCCUUUGCACAACGUUGCCCUCAGGAGCUCGGAGCCUCAGAUUCGACGUAGCACUAGCUCCUCCAGUGACACAAUGAGUACUUUCAAGCCUAUGGUGGCGCCCAGAAUGGGCGUGCAGCUGAAGCCCCCAGCCCUUCGGCCGAAACCUGCUGUUCUUCCAAAAACAAACCCUACAGUAGGGCCCACCCCACCUUCCCAGGGUCCAGCAGACAAGUCUUGCACAAUGUAAGAGCAUACGGGAGGUGAUU